UUGCUGGCAAUGCAGAUAAUUUCCUGUGUUUACGGUAAAUGUCGGUAAUCAGUGAAGUGUUAAAAAUGUUUAGGUGAUCUUCAAUAAGACUUACGGGGACUACAAAGAAGAUUUUUCAAUUAUUUAACCAUCGCAGAAAAUCGCCAUGGACAACGAACAACCCCACCAGGAGCUGGUGAAGUGCGUGGUGGUGGGGGACACGGCGGUCGGCAAGACGCGGCUGAUAUGCGCGCGCGCGUGCAACAAGCACGUGUCGCUCUCACAGCUCAUGACCACACACGUGCCCACCGUGUGGGCCAUCGACCAGUACCGGAUCUAUAAGGACGUACUCGAAAGAUCUUGGGAAAUUGUGGACGGUGUGAAUGUAUCGCUGCGCCUUUGGGACACCUUUGGAGACCACGAGAAAGACAGACGGUUCGCAUAUGGAAGGUCCGACGUGGUGCUUUUAUGUUUUUCUAUCACCAAUCCGAUAUCACUAAGGAACUGCGGGGCAAUGUGGUAUCCAGAAAUAAGGCGCUUCUGUCCAAACACACCGAUACUGCUCGUGGGAUGCAAGAACGAUCUCCGCUACAUGUACCGCGAUGAAACCUACUUGAACUUCUGCAAAGACCGCAGCCCUUUUAUUAGGGCGCCAAGGAAAAGCGAUCUAGUAAUGCCCGACCAAGGACGCGCGUUGGCUCACGAGUUCGGCAUAUACUACUACGAGACAUCAGUCUUCACUUACUAUGGAGUGAACGAAGUGUUCGAGAAUGCUAUUCGAGCAGCGCUAAUCGCGAGAAGACAGCAGCGUUUCUGGAUGACCAAUCUGAAGAGAGUCCAGCGACCUUUGCUGCAGGCACCAUUCCGACCACCUAGACCGAUGGAACCUGAAGUGGCAGUGGUGAACAGUGUCUACUUAGAAAACAUGACAACGCUGCUACGUCAACAAUAUUUUUCGGAUAUGGUGAUCAUAUGCGGAGCCAAGGGCUUCCCAGUGCACCGUUUCAUGAUGGCGGCAGCCUGUGAGGCUUUUCACCGACUGUUGACUACAGACUGCGUUAGUCUGUCUGCUGAACUGGCCAGGAGUUCGAGUGAGAGCAGCAUGGUCAGCAGUAUGGGAGAAGCAACGACGGGUGACUUCAACGAAGAUACUGAGUACCUUAUCAGACAGGAUCAAGCAAAGCAAAUGAGAGUGUGGGACCAGAUCAAGCGCCGCUCGUCGUGUCAGAUCCUGCCGCUAAGCGACAGCUGUAAGAAGCCGCCGGACCUUUACAGGGAGGUCAACCACCCUGCUAUCAUCUCUAUUAGAGUUGUCAAGUGUGAAAAAAUCCAGCACGCCACAUCCCAAACGCAGACAAUAGUGACUAUGAGCAAGCUCAUCUCCCAAGCUGUGAUGCAGGAAAUCAUCAAUUUCGUCUACACCGGCCAGCUGGACAGCGCGGCCUUUAAACAACAGGAGAUCCGGCAAGCCGCGGAACUGCUCGGCUUCCACGAGCUAACGAAGCUCAGCCAGUUCAUCCUGGACCAGCAUCUGCUCUUCGAUAAGGGGUUCAUGCUGCAGUUUCAUACUCCCCUCCCCCAAAGACUUCGUGACAUGUACGUGGAAAGGAACCUGUUUGCUGACGUGACUUUCGACCUGGAUGACGGGAUACACCUGGCCCACCGCGCCAUACUGAUGGCCCGCUGCGAUCCUAUGAAGGCCAUGUUCCAAGGACACUUCAGGGAAAGCACUUCUAGAGUGAUUUCCUUCCCCGGGGUGAAAAUGUACGCCUUCCACAUACUCCUAUGCUACAUCUACUCUGACAAGAUACCCAAGGUGGAGCCUACAAGGUGUCUGGAAUUACUAGAGCUGGCAAACAGGCUCUGUAUGAACAGACUCGUCAACUUAGUGGAGGCCAGGGUCAUUGACACAUUGCAGCAUCAGGACAGGGUGUGUGGCGAUGAUGACCAAGUGGUAGAAAUCGCGCUGUCUCUACUGGAACCUGUAAAGCUCCACAACGCACACAACUUGGCCGAAUGGUGUACUUGGCGGUUGUGCGGAGCUUAUGACCGAGUGUGCCGCGCGCGACAUUUAAGCCAAGCCUCGCGCGACUACUUGGCCGAUAACCGCUGGCCUCCUGUGUGGUACGUGAAAGAAUACGACUACUACCAGAAGUGCGUGAACGAGCAAACCAAGGAACAGAAGGAGCUUCGCCCCACCACCUCGGUCCAGGCCGCGCAGCAGACUGGCUGCCUGUGUUUCACCAGUAAAGUUCGCCGCUCCAGCGAAGCGGCCCCGGACGUGUCUACCGCGCUGUGUCGCACCGACGAGGGGUCUCUCCGAUUCGCGGUGCUCCUACCAGUAUCAAUGUGUUUCAUGAGCACUAUCCUGACCAUCCUGAUACUUUUCCACAUCUACACUUAAUGGUUAGAACAUUGCACUCUAUUGACUGCUACGUAGGGUCCAUAUUACAUUGUCUCUGCACGUCACUUCACAGAUUAGCCACUUUUUCGAAAGUUAGGUCUUGUUAUGAAUUAAUAGGCCGAUCCCAAUAUUGUGUUUCUUAUGCGAUUACAAUUUCGAAAAAAUCUUUUUCAAAUCGCUGAGUAUGUGAGAUUGUGAGCACCUGUUCAUUUAAUUCAAUCAAGAAUAUGCCAGUCUAAUCACAGAAUCAAUUAUU
Ostrinia nubilalis (European corn borer) is the source of this 2639-nucleotide messenger RNA. RefSeq names its product rho-related BTB domain-containing protein 1 (gene RhoBTB). Bases 146 to 2383 code for a protein of 745 amino acids. Gene Ontology annotation, biological process: regulation of cell shape; regulation of actin cytoskeleton organization; cortical cytoskeleton organization. Gene Ontology annotation, cellular component: cytoplasmic vesicle; cell projection; cytoskeleton. The transcript is spliced from 19 exons. The record is from RefSeq and is a predicted model, not a curated record. Gene Ontology annotation, molecular function: GTPase activity; protein kinase binding; GTP binding. Lineage: Eukaryota; Metazoa; Arthropoda; Insecta; Lepidoptera; Crambidae.